AUGGCGUAUGAUACAAUUGACUUUAUUUUCCGAUUGUUUUCUUUCAGAUGUAAAAGGCUAUUUUUGCAAAGAAAUUUUAUCUCUAACUUAAAGAAACUUCCAAAGCUGCCAAUACUGGAACAUUUAUCUYUACAACAAAAUGGUAUCGAAAGCUUGGAUGGUUUGGAAGUUCUUCUAAAUACACCAAUCAAAUCCUUAAUUUUGAAGGGAAAUCCUGUAGAAYUGUUACCCAAUUAUCGCCAGCAGGUUUUUCGAAYUCUUCCAAAUCUCARRAUCCUUGAUGGAACUCCGAAACUUGAAAGUGAUGUAGACGAUUCUCUGAUGGAGACAGUAACGAAAACAUGCAUUGUAUCAUAGCAUUCAAGAGUUUUAGAAACAAGGAAAUUUAUAGAAAUAAGAAAAUUUAUAUAUAUUUUUUAUAUUUAAAUUUGGACAUGAUUUUUUACUCCAUAUAAAAUAAUAUAGAUAUAGAACUGCCCAAGCUAAAUAUAAGGUGUCUGUGGAAUAAGCUUCAAAAUAUUGUUUUGCAAGCACUGUAUCUUUUUCCAUGUUUGUUUUUGAAAGUAUAUACAGUCAAUCUAAAUAACUUUGUUCAAUUCUUCCUACAAAUGUGAAAAAAYAAUUUUAUAAAUGUAUGAUUUUGUUGUUGUUGUUGUUGUCUUUCUGUCUUUACAAUUGAACAACGUUAAUGGAAUUGACUGUAUCUUAAUUAGCUUUUGCAAACACAUGACCUGUAGAAAAAUAAUUAAACUCAAAAAUAGCAAAGUUAGUGUUAUUACUUCUUUUAAGCCAAAGUACUUUUAAUCACAAGAUAUCCAUUUGUAAAUAAGAAUUUGUAUAAACAAAAUGUAUUUAAUCAUCAAUAUUGUAAAUAAAAACAAUUCGUCUAUAAUAA
Molecule: messenger RNA, 895 nt
Organism: Exaiptasia diaphana
Lineage: Eukaryota; Metazoa; Cnidaria; Anthozoa; Actiniaria; Aiptasiidae
Product: leucine-rich repeat-containing protein 9
Exons: 4
Coding region: 1-357 (118 amino acids)
Molecular function (GO): protein binding
Source: RefSeq, a predicted model, not a curated record